Messenger RNA from Peronospora matthiolae, 288 nucleotides. Lineage: Eukaryota; Oomycota; Peronosporomycetes; Peronosporales; Peronosporaceae. The record is from the annotation of a GenBank genome assembly.
AUGGGCGGCGCGUCGAGUGCAAAUGAAGUGAAACUCACUAGAUACACCGACGCGGAUUACGCGGCCGACAAGGCCACGCGAAAGUCGAUCAGCGGUUCGGUGCUGCUCGUCGACGGGAUGCCCGUUGGAUGGCAAGUCAAGCAACCUUCCUCAGUCGCGCUAUCAAAUGCGGAAGCCGAGUUCGUAGUAGCAGCUGUUGUUGCGAAGGAGCUCCUGUGCGUAAAGAAUCUACUGCGUAAGAUGAACGUGAGUGUGAAGUUGCCAAAACAGAUGAUAAUGGACAAUUAA